GAGCAUCACAAGAGCCAGGCAUCCAACAGGACUAGUUCUCAGGAAAAGAGAUCUGCUGCUUAUAUUUCAUCAUUAUUCUCUGGUGAUGUUGGAUCUCUUCUAUUAAACUACUCUUUUUCUUUUUGCAGAUACCGUUCUUUCCUUGUGUUUUGCCCCCCUGACAUUAAUUUCCUUGCCAACUGCGUGUCUCUAAGCACUACGUACUAGUAAGGAAUAAUCAGCUGCACCUUUUGAGGUAGCAGCCUUCUGAACUCUCCAGCUAUGUUCAUGCUCCGUAAUGUGAGCAAGUUCCUGUUUGGAGACACCUCUAAAGAAUCCAUUAUCGAGAUUCCUCAAGGCCAGCUGUAUUUGGUCCGCCCUCUUUCUCCAAAGGGCUACUCGGAGCUCAUCUUCAAGGACGCCGCGGCUACUAUUCGACGCACCGGUCAGGAGUUUCAGUACCAACUCGUCAUUCAACGCGCCUACGAGGAAGGUGAGGAGGAGCUUGCCGAUGACGAGGACGAACAAGGUGCCAGCGACAGUCUAGACAAGGACGAAAAGGUAUUCCUGCUUGACCAAGGCUUGCACUUCCGUGUUGAAGCCCGCGAAGGGGGUUCGAAAAUACUAGCUUGGAACGAUUUGAGUGGCGACGCCGGUGAUCUUUUCGAGUUUGUCUGCGACCCAUCUGUGCCAGCGGACAAAGUCUCCACCUUUGAGUUAGCAGCGUGGCAGUGUCAGUACGAGAGGAAAUACAGGAAGAGCGCUCAGCGAGCAACGGAGCAAGAGCUUCAGGAAUUCUCCUUUAAGGAAGAGAAAACUAUCCCUGCCGCCAGUCCAAUUUCCUCGCCAGUCAAAACACGCACACACUCGGUAGCUUCUGCCGGAGAGUCCGCCGCUGCCAUGGCUCGUGACGUCGAGUAUUCGCGGUCGAAGGGCCUCAUAAAGCCAGUCGGGGAAGGGGAGGAACGUACAGUGGCCCCGCCCUCGGCGGCGCAGCCGGAGGCUAAGGAGAUUCUCGCAAAGGAAAAGGCGGAAUUGCACCUUUUCGACUUCCCCAGUGGGACUUUCAUUCUUCAGGAUCCUGAUGUGGUUGCCACUGUGUCUGAAGUGGGCACCUGGCAGUAUUGGUUGCAGAUCAGUGGCGAGGAUAAGGAAUGGCUUGGUCAAGCGGUUGUUGCCGACAUCAACCCCGUCUUCAAUUUUGAAUAUCUGUCAUUCAUCUUCAAUCAUUACGGUGAAGAUGGAUCCGCUUACUCAUGGCUACUCCGGUUCAAGGAUCAGGCCACAGAAGAGAGGUUCCAAGAGGGCCUAAUGCAGGCUCUUUGGGAACAGCUAAACGAAAUGAAAUGGACCAAGGUCAAGGAGAAUGAUCGCGAGUACGUGCUGGACGCUUUCCAGGACCUUACAAUGGAGGAUCCUGAGACUGAAGAGCAGGAUGAGGCAGAGGCUGAGGCCGAGGAUGAAGAGGAGGAUGAGCAGGACGAGGGCCAACGCAGCGAGCACUACGAUUCAGACGAAGAGCAGGAGGACGUCAUUACGCGUGACGAUGAUGGCAAUGUCAAUUCUCAACUGGCAGUCGGCUACAAGCAUGAUCGAUCAUUCGUUGUCCGUGGUUCUAAGAUUGGGGUUUUCAGGCAUACACCAGAUAACAACCUGGAGUUUUCGACCAAUAUUUCGAAGGUCGAGACGCCUAAGGGAAAGCUUUUCAGCCCGAAGAAGGUCAUGUUGCAUGCUGAGGAUCGCAACAUGAUCCUGCAGAAUGGCGAUGACCCUCACUCGCUGUACCGUAUGGAUCUCGAGUACGGCAAGGUCGUUGAUGAGUGGAAGGUGCACGACGAUAUCCCGGUGACCACAUUCGCACCAGAAAACAAAUUCGCCCAGAUGACCUCUGCUCAGCCGUUCAUUGGUGUCUCGCGGAACGCACUCUACCGCAUUGAUCCUCGAUUGGCAGGAGCCAAACUGGUGGAUGCGGACCUGAAACAGUACGCGAGCAAGAACGACUUCUCCGCAGUGGCCACGACCGAGAAGGGAUACAUUGCUGUUGCCUCCAAUAAGGGUGAUAUCCGCAUGUUCGACCGCUUGGGUAUCAAUGCCAAGACGCACAUACCUGCUCUGGGAGAACCCAUCAUCGGACUGGAUGUGUCUGCCGAUGGUCGCUGGGUCUUGGCUACCUGCCGAACCUACCUGUUGCUCAUCGACUCGCUCCAGAAAGAAGGCAAGAACGAAGGCAAGCUCGGGUUCGAGCGCUCCUUCGCCAAAGACUCGAAACCACAGCCUCGUCGUUUGGGCCUCACUCCUGCGCACGUCGCCCAGUUCCAGCAUGAGACUAAGAAGCCCAUCUCUUUUACUCCGGCGCGUUUUAACACUGGUGUUGAAUCUCAGGAGACAUCCAUUGUCACUGCCACUGGACCUUUCAUCGUCACUUGGAGCUUGAAGAAGGUCAUUGCCGGCCGGAAAGACCCCUACACCAUCAAGCGAUAUGCAGAAGAUGUCAUGGCGGAUAACUUCCGGUUUGGUUCGGACAAGAAUGUCAUUGUUGCUCUGCCGAAUGAAGUCAACAUGGUUGCGAAGAGGACUUUCCAGAAACCUACUCGGGAAAGCAUUGCAGGACCUCCUGUGACGCCGAGCCGUCGUAGCACCCGAUGGGGCAGUCGGUUGGCAAGGGAUGAUAUUGUCAAUUCUCCCUAUUAGAAGUUUUGCGAUAUCACGCUUGGGAUCGCCAGGCUGAUGAACUUUCUCUUAUAUGUCAUUUUAUGAUUUCUUUAAUGUGUUAUUGAUCGCAUACCCCCUUCUGUUGUCUUCUUGCUUCUACAAUUCUACCUUUUUUCCAGUUUUAAUCACCUAUAUUUCCUAUUCCUCAAUUUAAAAUACCAAUGGUCAAUCACCGUAAUGAUGGUACAACAAUGGAGUACGCGAAGGAAGGUUAGAGGGCGGUUCAUGCUUGACAUCAGAUGUUAGCACGACCUAUCUUUACUAGUAUAGCUUAGGUAGCUAGGAACAAUAUGACUGCAAUCGAUGGACAUGCUACAGCCACAUUGGAG
Molecule: messenger RNA, 3020 nt
Organism: Aspergillus novofumigatus IBT 16806
Lineage: Eukaryota; Fungi; Ascomycota; Eurotiomycetes; Eurotiales; Aspergillaceae
Exons: 3
Coding region: 262-2670 (802 amino acids)
Cellular component (GO): cytoplasm; nucleus
Source: RefSeq, a predicted model, not a curated record